This is a messenger RNA of Symbiodinium necroappetens, 2160 nucleotides long. The record is from the annotation of a GenBank genome assembly. NCBI's taxonomy places the organism in Eukaryota, Dinophyceae, Suessiales, Symbiodiniaceae.
AUGGCGGAAGCUCUUCCUGCGGAAGCUGCGAAGCCGGAGGAGGUGGGGGAAACCCGGCGUUCAGGAUCCUUUCCUCCAGCGUGGCUGUUGGGAAGGUUUCGCCGUGCGGACUCAGGUGAAAGAACCAGCAGAAGCCUAGAUGCUAAAAUCACAAGCGACGCGGAGAAGUCCGAUGGUGCCAUCUGGCGGAGAUGGAAAUCCAAGAUGCGCAUGAGCGAAGAGGCUCUGGACUGCCUCGAGAAGGGCAGGGGGGACGCCAGCUGUGACUCCGUGCGGAGCCAGUCCUCGGAUAGGUCCUCCGAUGUGUCCCUGACCUUCAAAGAGGUUUCCUUCGAUGUGCACCUUCGUGGGGGACAAAAGAAGCAGAUCUUGGCGCCCAUCUCCGGACACUUCGAGUCCGGCAAUCUGGUGGCCAUCAUGGAUAUCACGAGUUGCAUCAGCUCUGAGGACAUCCUGGCCGACAAGAAAACUGCAGGCUAUUCUGGCACCAUCCACUUCAACGGUCGCCCCCGAGACCACUUGUUUCCGCGGGUCUCUGCGUACGUGCCGCAAGAAGAGGCGAUGCCGAAGUGCUUGACCGUCAUGGAGGCCGGUGCACGUGCAGGGACUGAUUUCUUUGGCUGGCUGUACAUAUUGGGCGUAGAUGCGGGCUACCGUGGUGAGGCGAUGGAGUUCAAUAUCAGCCUCAAGAUCGAAAGGCCGAGCCAGAUGACCCGGAAGAUGCAGCAGCUCUGGCUGGAGCGGCGGCUGGCCGUUCUGGGACUCGAGAAGGUGAAGGACCACUACAUCGGCGAUGGCACCUCUUUGCGAGGGAUCUCUGGUGGUCAGAAGAGGCGUCUUUCCUUGGCGAAGCGCCUCGCAAGCGGUGCACGGGUGUUCUUCUGCGACGAGCCUACCUCUGGCCUCUCAGCGACAGAUGCGGAAGCUUGCAUGAGGUACAUGAAGCAUAUGUGCAGGUACUACAACAUCCUCGUUCUCGUUGUGAUACAUCAGCCCAGGAUAGAGGUGGCGAAUUUGUUCGAUGAGCUGCUGCUGAUGACCUCCGGCCCUGGACGCGCCGUCUACAAUGGCAAGAUGGAGGACGUCAUCGACUAUCUGCGCAACGCAGGCUUCGAAGUGCCACUGCACGCCAACCCGUUGGACUUCUUCAUGGACCUGGUUACACCGGAGCGCCAAGACGCGCGAGUGGACACGUUUGUGCUGCAUUACCGUGGGAAAGCCGAGCAAGAGGUCGCCUCGCGCGUGGAGGCGGGGCUCCAGGCGGAGCUGGUCGGUGCCUUCCAGUUACUCCAGGAAGUGCAUGUGUACAUGCAGACGUGGGGCAACUUGACACCACUGCGGGACAGUGUUUAUGCCAGACGCUUUCGCACACAGCUCUGGGUCGUCUUCAAGCGUCAGUUGAUUCUACGCUCACGCGACAAGAGCGGCUUUCUUGCCGAUCUGCUCGGUGGCCUGGCGAAGGCUCUGGUGGUCGGCGUGGUCUACAUGCGAACGGGUGAGCUGGGCGCAGCGCAACAAACAGCCUUCUUUUUCAUGCUCUGUAUGACCUGCGCCAUCGACGGCCUGAAGAGCAUGCCUGCGAUCAUCGGUGAGCGCAGCAUCGUCAAGAUGGAGGCAGCAGAGGUGCUGUACAGCGAGUGGGCCUACAUCUUCUCGUUUGGAGUCUUGAACACCUUGCAGAUGCUGCUGGUCCACAGCAUUUUCAUCACAGUCCUCUUUGCCAUGAGCGGCUUGAGAUGGCAGAUGUACGCUGAUGUGUAUCUGUGGUCAACUUUGUUGGCUGCCACCAUGAAUGCUCUUUACCUCAUGGUGGCAGCGAUAGCCAAAGAUGCCCAAUCUGCGAUCGUUUUCUCUUCCCCAUUCAUGAUGCUCUUCUUGUUGUUCAAUGGCUUUACCGCAACCCGGUCAUCUGUCGUCCCAUGGAUGAGAUGGGCCAUUGACAUUUCCCCGGUGGCAUACAGCAUUCAACAAAUGGUGUACGCAGCAAAGCACACGUAUGCCGAUGACGACGGCCUCGUCAAAGGCUAUGAAGGUGUGAUCCAGCUGUCCGAAUACAAGGACCAACCGUCCAGAGCGAUCGCUGUGGUCGCGAUCUGCUUUGGCAUCUUCAAAACUGUGCAGCUGACGGCGUUCCGACGGCUGAACAAGAUUCAGAGAUGA